CAUCAAACGUAAACAAACUCUCAUGAACUUUACAGCCUCUGCUUUAGGAUCUUUACUGGAUUAGCCUUUACGAUGCCUCCAGUACGUGUUAAGUACGUCAUUUCAUUCACCUCACAGGCUCCCAAGAACACAGUGGAAGACUUGGUGAAGGGCCGAGGAUCUUGGCUCUGUGAUGCGAGUGACAGGACGGGACGCUUGCAGGCAGAUAUCCAAUUAGAACGAGCUACCACAAUAUCUUAUAUUGACCUUGGAAAUGCUGGGAGUGUAAUGGUAAGCAUUGAAGUAGGUCGUUCUUCAUGGCCUUCAGAUAAGCCCUUCAUGGCAUUACUGCCUACAGUAGCAUUGAUGACCCCAGCAGAAUGGCGUGCAGGCAAGAAUUCAAAGACAGUCCGCAUGUUCAAGAAAGAGGAUUUAGAUCAGGAUGCAGUCAAACAAAAGUGGGAUCGUGUUAGAAUUAUAUGCACUCAGCCAUUUCGAAAAGAUGCACAGUUUGGACUGGCUCUAUUCUGCCUCCACACCACUGAUGAGAGUCAUGUGCAGGAUGAAGUGUCAGCAUUUAACCCACAACAUGUUCCACCUCAUGGGACACAGUCUGACAUGAAGAAAGAAGAACUUGUUUCAAGAAUGAAUCUCCCAACUGUAAAGAAGAAAGUUAUGUCUCAAAGCAUAGGUUGGCUUGAGAAUAAAGUGCUGACAAAUGGUGAAGAAGCAAAUGCUAGUAAUCCCUUCACUUCCCCGGUCUCUCGAGCAGCUCGUCUUGUGGUCAUGGCAACAAAGCCAGCAAGUAAGGAGAGUGUGGCUUCCCACAAGGCCAGUCUGGAAUGUGAAGCUCUGGACUUCCUUAUAUCUCUUAAUUUGAAUAUUCAGGAAAUCAAUUCUUUAAAAGUAUCUGGUGUUCGUCAGCAGUUUGAACAGCAUAGGCAGAAAGUGUUAAACCAUGAUGAAAAAAUUAUAUUUAAAGAUAUUGCUUUGGAUUAUGCUAAGAAUAGAUUAGAAAGUCUAGAAAAGAAGGUUGAAAAGUCCAUAGAAAGUGAUACUUGGAAGAACAAAAGUACAUCAACAAAGCAACAGAAACAUUUAAAAAAAGAAAAAGAAAAUAAGUUCAAAGGUAACAUUCCAAAACAGAACAUGAGCAAAAACAGUGAUGAAGAGAAGAGAAAAACAUUAGCUGCCAUGAGCAAACAAAUAAACAAGCCAGUUAAUCUCCCUGUACAGAAGAGUUCUCAUGGAAAAUUUACAUUUAAAAAGAUAGAGGCUCCUGGAAGUUCUCUAGCAUUACUGAAGAAGUCACCAGUCAGCAGAAAAGAACAACGAAAGAGUGAUAAUGACCUUAAAACUCAGUCGCCCUCAGGUUUGUCUCGUAAUGAGCUGGCUCUCUCUGAUGCCAAAGUUACCACUACCAAAAGUUCAAGGGGCCGGCCUAAGAAGUCAGUCACCCCAAAGAUGAGAGACGGCAAACAGCCAACAGUAAACACAUGGAUAACACCCGUGGCCAAAAGAAAGAGAGAAGAGUCUCACUUCUCUGAUUCAGCUCAAGCUUCUCAGAAAUUUUCAAAGGAGUUAGAUGACAUAAGCAGCGGCCUCAUUUGGACUGACAGUGAUGAUGAUGAUGAUGUGAAAGGUAAGAAGCAAGGAGGAGGAUUUAUGGAUGACGCUUCAUUAGUGUUUCCUAGACACACACAGUCUGGUAAUGUCUUGGGCACUGUCCCAUCUGACAAGUUUGGAGUGACACAGGCCAGGAAAAAGUCGAGAGGAGGUAGCUCAGACCACACCCAAUCUGCAGUUUCAAGCAAUAGCCACUCUUCAACAAUGAUGGAGUGCCCAUUGUGUUCAGGUUUCUUCCCUCCAUCAAAGAUCCAGUCACAUGCUUCUUCAUGUGGUAUUGUGAUAUCCUCAGAUUCUGACUCAGAUUCUGACUGUGGAUAUAGAAGAAGCAGUGGCAAUGAACAAAAUAAGCAGAGAGGCAGCCUGGAAGAGUGUCCUGUAUGUGGUGAAUUCAUCAACAGUUUGGACCUGCAAGAACAUGCAGCAGAAUGUGCCAGUACGACAUUUGGUUGAAAAAGAUUCAACUCUAAAAUUUUUUAUAUUUUUUUAUUGUAAAAUUUAUGUUCAAUAUUAAAAGAGAAGAAUAUGUAACUCAAAAUGAAUAUCAGCAUUUUGUGUGAUGAAGAUUUAGAAUUUAUACUAUGUACUGUAUGAGUUACACUUCUAAAGAAAAUAUUGAAAAAAAAAUUUAAAACGAGAAACAUUUUAUGAAUACAUAUUUAUAUUAUUUACAUAAUGAAAUGACUUGCAUGUAACCUGUAAAGUUUUAAGUAAACAUUUUAUGAGUGUU
Molecule: messenger RNA, 2335 nt
Organism: Penaeus indicus
Lineage: Eukaryota; Metazoa; Arthropoda; Malacostraca; Decapoda; Penaeidae
Exons: 10
Coding region: 73-2058 (661 amino acids)
Biological process (GO): base-excision repair; single strand break repair
Cellular component (GO): nucleus
Molecular function (GO): damaged DNA binding
Source: RefSeq, a predicted model, not a curated record